CGUUUCCCUGGGGCCGGCGCUCUGCUGCGGGCGGGAGGAAGAGGGGCCGGACUUUGGGGCCUGAGAAGCCGUCGUGGCCGCCGCCGCUGUCCUUGCGGCUGCUAUGAGCAGCAGCGGCCGCGGCGCCCUCCGAAGCCCCGCGCAGCGCUGAGCGGCGAUCGCGCGUCCGCCCUAGCCGUCCGGGUGCCCAGCGCCGCCGCUCCCGCCGCGGCUCCCGCGCCUCCCCCUGCGCCGCCGGCGAGGCCCGGCGGAGGCGAGGAUGAAGAUGACGGUGGAUUUCGAGGAGUGUCUGAGGGACUCGCCCCGUUUCAGAGCUGCUUUGGAAGAAGUAGAAGGAGAUGUCGCAGAAUUGGAAUUAAAACUUGAUAAGCUUGUGAAGCUUUGUAUUGUGAUGAUUGAUACAGGAAAAGCCUUUUGUGUUGCUAACAAACAGUUCAUGAAUGGGAUCCGAGACCUGGCACAAUAUUCUAGUAAAGAUGCUGUAGUUGAGACAAGUUUGACCAAAUUUUCUGACAGUCUUCAGGAAAUGAUAAACUUUCACACAAUCCUAUUUGACCAAACUCAGAGAUCAAUUAAGGCACAACUUCAGAACUUUGUUAAAGAAGAUCUUAGAAAAUUCAAAGAUGCCAAGAAGCAAUUUGAAAAAGUCAGCGAAGAAAAAGAAAACGCCUUAGUGAAAAACGCUCAGGUGCAAAGAAACAAACAGCAUGAAGUGGAAGAAGCGACCAACAUUCUGACAGCAACAAGAAAAUGUUUUCGACACAUAGCCCUUGACUAUGUCCUCCAGAUUAAUGUCCUUCAAUCAAAAAGGAGAUCAGAAAUCCUAAAAUCAAUGUUAUCCUUUAUGUAUGCCCAUUUGGCCUUCUUUCAUCAAGGAUAUGAUCUAUUUAGUGAACUUGGGCCCUAUAUGAAGGAUCUUGGUGCACAGUUGGAUCGACUAGUUGUGGACGCAGCAAAAGAGAAAAGAGAGAUGGAGCAGAAACAUUCCACCAUCCAGCAAAAGGCUGCAUUACAGGAUUUCUCCAGUGAUGACUCUAAAUUAGAGUAUAAUGUAGAUGCUACAAAUGGCAUUGUAAUGGAAGGAUAUCUAUUCAAACGGGCCAGCAAUGCCUUCAAAACUUGGAACAGGAAAAAGCCCGAUCAUAUCAGACGCUGGUUUUCAAUACAGAACAAUCAGUUGGUUUACCAGAAAAAGUUUAAGGACAACCCCACCGUGGUGGUGGAGGAUCUCCGGCUCUGCACCGUGAAGCACUGUGAGGAUGUCGAGCGGCGCUUUUGCUUUGAGGUCGUCUCGCCAACAAAAAGUUGUAUGCUUCAAGCAGAUUCUGAAAAGUUGCGCCAGGCCUGGAUUAAGGCUGUUCAGACCAGUAUCGCUACUGCUUAUAGAGAGAAGGGAGAUGAAUCAGAGAAGCUGGAUAAGAAGUCAUCUCCAUCCACAGGAAGCCUAGAUUCUGGAAAUGAGUCAAAAGACAAAUUAUUGAAAGGCGAAAGCGCACUGCAGCGAGUCCAGUGCAUCCCUGGCAAUGCCAGCUGCUGUGACUGUGGUCUGGCCGACCCGCGGUGGGCUAGCAUCAACCUGGGCAUCACCCUGUGCAUUGAGUGCUCCGGGAUUCAUCGGAGUCUUGGAGUUCAUUUUUCCAAAGUGCGGUCAUUAACUUUAGACACCUGGGAGCCAGAACUGCUAAAGCUUAUGUGUGAGUUGGGAAAUGAUGUUAUAAAUCGAGUUUAUGAAGCUAAAGUGGAAAAGAUGGGAAUAAGGAAACCACAACCAGGACAAAGGCAGGAGAAAGAGGCAUAUAUCAAAGCAAAAUAUGUUGAGAGAAAAUUUGUGGACGAAUAUUUGCUGUCAUCAUCACCUCCUGAGCAGGAGAAAAAGGUUGUGUCCCAGAGCUGUGAAGAAAACAGACUGAACGUUUCCAGACUUGGGCCCGAGGACCACCUCAGAGCAUCUUCCCUCAGCUCAGUGGUUGCUGUAAAUAGCGACGAGGCCAGGCGGGAGUCUCUGUUCUGUCCUGAUGAGCUAGAUUCACUCUUCUCCUACUUUGAUACCUCUUCAAAACUCCGUAGUAUCAAAAGUAAUGACAGUGGAAUCCAGCAGAGUUCUGAUGAUGGAAGAGAAUCUUUACCCUCCACAGUGUCAGCCAACAGUUUAUAUGAGCCCGAGGGAGAAAGGCAAGAUUCUUCUGUAUAUCUCGACGCUAAGCAUCUUAACCCAGGACUUCAACUUUACAGGGCUUCAUAUGAAAAAAAUCUCCCUAAAAUGGCCGAGGCUUUGGCUCACGGUGCAGAUGUGAACUGGGCUAAUUUAGAAGAGAACAAAGCAACACCACUUAUUCAAGCUGUAUUAGGGGGCUCUUUGGUGACCUGCGAGUUUCUGCUCCAGAAUGGUGCUAAUGUUAACCAAAGAGAUGUCCAAGGCCGGGGACCCUUGCAUCACGCCACUGUCCUUGGGCAUACAGGGCAGGUGUGUUUAUUCUUGAAACGAGGUGCCAAUCAACAUGCCACUGAUGAAGAAGGAAAAGACCCUUUAAGUAUCGCCGUGGAAGCCGCCAAUGCUGAUAUAGUGACAUUGUUACGUUUAGCAAGAAUGAAUGAAGAGAUGCGGGAAUCAGAAGGACUUUAUGGACAGCCAGGUGAUGAAACUUACCAGGACAUCUUUCGUGAUUUUUCUCAGAUGGCAUCCAAUAAUCCAGAAAAAUUAAAUCGUUUUCAACAAGAUUCACAGAAAUUCUGAAUUUUAGGGGGAGGAGGGGAAAAUAUUAAACCCUGUUAUCUCCUGUUUCAGUGUGUAUACAUCUGAAAACUCACAAAUUUUUAUUGUCUUAAUUCUACCUGCUUUAUUUUAGUAAUAAUGACUUGGAAAAAAGGUACCCAUUCGUUGAUAUUUUUAUAAAAUUCAAACAGCUAGUUGUUGAAAGAGUAACAUACUAUAGAACCUCUUUUAUUUAUUUUUUUAAAACCUGCUUACAGGGCUUUUUAUCUAGGUUUAGGCCCUCUCUAGGUUACAAGAUGUUAAGAAUUAGAUCAUCUAUCAUUAUAUAUAUAUA
This is a messenger RNA of Sorex fumeus (smoky shrew), 3047 nucleotides long. RefSeq names its product ArfGAP with coiled-coil, ankyrin repeat and PH domains 2 (gene ACAP2). The record is from RefSeq and is a predicted model, not a curated record. Bases 260 to 2734 code for a protein of 824 amino acids. The transcript has 26 exons. Gene Ontology annotation, molecular function: GTPase activator activity; protein binding. Gene Ontology annotation, cellular component: endosome membrane; cytoplasm. Lineage: Eukaryota; Metazoa; Chordata; Mammalia; Eulipotyphla; Soricidae.